UAUGACGAGGAUAAGGCAUUAUCUUGUUCAUUUUUCGCUCAUCUUGUCUAUUUAUGUAAAUCUAGACACAUAUAUAUGAUUUUAUAGUGGACCUCAACAACAACUAUGUCGAUUGCGAUUGAGAGUAAUAGAAUGGAUCGUUCAGGCUUUGAUGAUACGAUGUCGUUUAAGGCGAUCUAUGAUUCUUCAGAUUCCGGCGAUCGGAGGGCGGCGGAUGACGACGAUUCGUGUAGUUCGUCUUCGAUUGGGAAGAACAGUGACGUCAGCGGUGGAGGACAGUCGGACUCCGGCGACGGCGACGGCGAAGUUCAGAGCAGUUUUAAAGGGCCGUUGGAUUGUUUGGACUCGCUUGAAGAGGUUUUGCCUAUAAAGAGAGGUAUAUCGAAUUUCUAUAGUGGAAAAUCAAAGUCUUACACAAGCCUCUCGGAUGUUUCGUCUUGCUCCUCUAUUAAAGAUAUUGUGAAGCAGGAAGAUGCCUACACUAGGAAGCGUAAGAACUUGCUUGCACACAGUAAUUAUUUUGACAGGAGCCGGAAUGGCAAUUUGGGAAGCAGCAGUGGCAUAUCAAAGAGGCUUGCUAACUCGAGCAGAAGCUCUAUAGCUCUGUCUGCUAUGGUAAGCAGCUCAGAGAGUAAUAAUAGCAGCGAAUGCCUCGGUUCAAAUUCAUCAUCACCUACUCCAAGUUUACCUCCCCUGCCUCCGAAUGGUAGAAGAUCAAAGUCACCUAAUAAUGGAUUGAUGGCAUCACCUCCAACACCUGAACGCAAAUUUUCUCCGUGGAGGUCAUUUUCUCUCUCUGACUUGCAACAUGCUGCAACUGCUACUACAGAAUCUGCCUUGGUAAAUAAUAAAAGAAGUUUUGUGGAGGAAUGACAUUGGCAUCCAAGGCGAGUUUCGACAUGGGCUCAUGAAUGAUGUUUAGUUCCUGAUACGUGUUUAUGAUCGUCUGUUCUUGUAAUCGCUUGUUGAGUUUCUCUAGUGUUUUUGCUAUUGUAACAGUUUUGAGGUAGACUUUAAUGAAACGGUACUCUUUCCACUUGA
Messenger RNA from Daucus carota subsp. sativus, 1041 nucleotides. RefSeq names its product protein OXIDATIVE STRESS 3 LIKE 2-like. NCBI's taxonomy places the organism in Eukaryota, Viridiplantae, Streptophyta, Magnoliopsida, Apiales, Apiaceae. The coding region runs from base 106 to 873 and encodes 255 amino acids. The record is from RefSeq and is a predicted model, not a curated record. The transcript is spliced from 2 exons.